ACAUUGCUCCCUCCUCAGUCAGGGCUAUUAUACUCGCUGCUGGCUUAUUACACAUCGGUAAGAAGGUCCGAGCAAUAAUGGCGACAAAAGACGGCGACAUUUUGAUGCUAGAGGCCCCGCCGGAGUAUCGUCCGGCGGUGUCUAGUAGUGCGGAAGUGAUAGAUGCGUUGCCGUACAUUGAUGACGACUACGGUGAUCCCAAUGUGAAAGAAGAGGUGGACCGUUUGGUCGAAGAGGAGAUGCGCCGCAGCUCCAAAAAACCUUCCGAUUUCCUCAAAAACCUCCCUCCUCUUCGUAAAUUCAACUUCGAGAAUCAUCCUAUGCUUGCGAGGGAAUAUGAGCGGGUGAGAGCUGGAAAACCUCCAGUACAAAUAGAUACUUCACGAUAUGGACUUGAGGUGCCGCCUGUGAACAAACGCAAUGAUGAAACUGCAUGGAAACAAUCUCUUCAAAAAGCUCAGCGAUUACUGCAGCAUCAAGUAAUCAGGCUAGAAAAUCUGGAUCUAAUGUCAAAGCAUGGUCCUGAUGUGUGGAAGCUGUACAAUCAACAACUGGAGGCAUUUCUAGCCAGAAUGCAAUCACAAGCUGCUGAACUGAAUGAAAUGAUAGAAACAGCAAACAGGGAAAGGAAAUAUCAUCAGCAAACUACUGCAUAUGAGCUCAAUGCGUUGUCCAUGCAAUGGAAAGAGCUCUGUCUGAAAAAUAUAGAAAUCCAAUCUGCAUGUGGGGAACUACAAGACCACAGAGAACAACUGAAGAAGGAGGCUGAAGAGAGGGGCUGGAAUUUGGAGGCUAAUGUUGAGAAUGGCAAAAUGCCAUAUGCAGAAUUAUGAGGUGUAGGUCCAUUAAUCAUGAAGAUUUGCUGCUGCUGGACUAAGCUGGAGAAGUUGCUCUAAGGUUUGAAGUCCUCGCUUUAGGUCAGUGUGAUGAGGUUUGACCAUGUCUUUUGUUGGCAAUAUUCUGUUAGGCAUUGCUUUACAAACCUGGUGAGGAAUGUGUCCAGUGUGGAAAAACGCAUUGCCUUGCCCCUCUGUAUGGACCAUUUCUUUGUGCACAUGUUCAUUUCCUUAUCUUGGUAACAGCUCUAUUUAUGAACAUGUAAUUGGUGAAUGAUCCGACUUGGAAGCAGACCCAAUUUAGUUCAAAGACGACUUUUUUCAACUCAGCGGAAGAACCAAUAUCACCAUUA
Molecule: messenger RNA, 1189 nt
Organism: Solanum lycopersicum (tomato)
Lineage: Eukaryota; Viridiplantae; Streptophyta; Magnoliopsida; Solanales; Solanaceae
Product: pre-mRNA-splicing factor SPF27 homolog
Biological process (GO): mRNA processing
Cellular component (GO): precatalytic spliceosome; catalytic step 2 spliceosome; Prp19 complex
Source: RefSeq, a predicted model, not a curated record